This is a messenger RNA of Manis javanica (Malayan pangolin), 1479 nucleotides long. RefSeq names its product solute carrier family 35 member G6 (gene SLC35G6). The record is from RefSeq and is a predicted model, not a curated record. Gene Ontology annotation, cellular component: membrane. NCBI's taxonomy places the organism in Eukaryota, Metazoa, Chordata, Mammalia, Pholidota, Manidae.
AUGGCGCCGCGUCCGCCAGGCCCGGCUCAUCACCGUGGCCGCCCCCGGCCGCUCGGGUUUCGCCCACCUCCGGCUCCGGCUCCGGCUCCGGCCCAGGCACCCCCAGCGCCCGGCCCCGGCCCGGCCCCGCUGCCGCCGCCGCCGCUGACAUCAUCGGCUCCCCCCGCCCCGGUCCUACCCCCACCUCCACCCCCGGAAACAGUACCCCCCCAGCGCCGCCGCCGCCACCGCCGAGAGGAGGCCGGCGCAGCGCAGCCGACACCGACGCGAGGCUCUGGGGCUCCGGCUCCGGGUGAGCGCGCCCGACGGCCCUCGUCCGGACCGACCUCUGGGAGGGGACGGCGCCGGGCAAGGCCGCCAGACGGCUGGGCACCGAGCAGGGAGCGGGUCUGGCGGCAGAACCCCCCACCACGCCGCACGACCACCCGCUCCCUGGGAAGGGACUCCCCGCCCUCCCGCUCGCCCUUCACUGAUCAGUGCACUCCGCCCAGAGCUGGCAGUCACCCCUACUUCAACCUGCUGGACUUCACCCAGCCAUCGCCACCCUCCACUCUGCCCUACCUCCCCUCGAACCAGCACUGCUGGCCCUCUGAUGCCACCAAGGGUUUGCUUGUAGUCCUGCUGGGCGGGGGCCUCCUUGCUGGCUUUGCGGGUGCCUUGUUCCGUAUGGUUUACCAACCUUCCCACUUACCCCCACUGGAGCUGCUCAUCUUACUUAAACUGCAUGGUGACCCAAGGGUGGGACCUCCUGAUGUCCCGGGCGAGGUCUGCCUCCAUGUCCUGCUCAAUGUCCUCAGCAUGGGAUGUGCCUACAGUGCAGUUCAGUUGAUACCUGCUGGUGAUGCAGCCACCAUCUGCAAAGUUUCUUCUUCUGUCUGCUCUGCUCUCCUUGCCCUCUGCCUUGAGAGCCAGGGUCUCAGCAGCUAUGACUGAUGCUGCUUGUUGAGCAGCACCUUGAGACUAAUCAUCAUUGUGGGAUCUGGACUAAGGACACUGCUGGAGGGAACCAUGGGCUUGUACACUGCCAGGGGCUACAGACUCGCUUUCCUGGGUGGCCUCACACUGUCACUGGGGUUUCCCAUGUGUCGCUCCCUGGACUUCCCCUCUUGCCUAUCAACAGUUGGCUUCCUGUUUGGCUUGGUGGGGUUGAUGGUCUCUGUGCCAGGUCUCUUUGUGAUGCAGACCCCCAUGCUGCCCAAUGAUCCUCUGAGUUGGAGCUGUGUGGGGGCAAUGGGGAUCCUUGUCAUGGUCUCCUUUGUGUGUGUGAGCUAUGCUGUCACCAAGGUCCGCCCUGCUCUGGUGUGUGCUCUCCUGCACUCUGAGGUGGCGGUAGCCCUGUUGCUGCAGUAUUAUAUGCUCUGUGAGACUGUGGCACCCUCUGACAUCAUGGGGGCAGGGGUCAUGUUAGUCAGCAUUGCCAUCAUGACUGCCCAGAACCUCAGGUGUGAGAGGGAAGGGCAGGGGGAGGAGCAAGAUUGA